This is a messenger RNA of Bombus huntii, 636 nucleotides long. RefSeq lists its product as uncharacterized. The record is from RefSeq and is a predicted model, not a curated record. The transcript has 2 exons. NCBI's taxonomy places the organism in Eukaryota, Metazoa, Arthropoda, Insecta, Hymenoptera, Apidae. The coding region runs from base 291 to 599 and encodes 102 amino acids.
GUUUCUUAACAUAUAUCUAAAAUACAAAGAUAACCAAUGAAAAAGUAGUACUCGACAAGAUUUUAAACUCAUUUCUUAUGUCUUAAGCAUGGCCUUAAGCUUAAGUUAAAUUUUAAGUCAGUUAUAUUUGAUUAUCAGAAUUGAUAAUCACUGAAUAUAUUGUACUAUUUAUUGUAUACUCUACAUACAUAUGUUGAAACUCCCCAUAAUGUAUUAUAUCUUAUAAUCCAUUAUUUUGUUGGUUGGAAUUUAUAUCAUACAUCAGUUGUAUACAAUUUUGAUUUGUUCAAAUGGAUAGUGGUGAUAUUGAUGCUAAAGUUGAAAUUCAAAAGACUCUGAUAUCUCUUAACGAAAUAACAUUAAAAAUAAAAAAUGAGUUGAACAUAAUUAAUGACCUCGUGAAAAAGGAUGGACAACUUCACACAGCUGUGGUUGAUGCAAAUAAAACAUUAACUGUAGUAGCCCAAGAUAUGGGCAUAAAUGUUAAGAAUAUUUUAAGUAAUGAGAAAAGUGAAAAUGAAUCUCAAUUCAACUUAAGGGAUAUUAUAUCUUCUGCUGCUUUCCAAGAAAAAAUAUUGGCAUGUUUAAAUAAUAUGUGAUCUUUAUUAUUUUUAAUAAACAUUUUGUAUAUUUAUA